Anthostomella pinea is the source of this 1047-nucleotide messenger RNA. Lineage: Eukaryota; Fungi; Ascomycota; Sordariomycetes; Xylariales; Xylariaceae. The record is from the annotation of a GenBank genome assembly.
AUGGCUACUACACAAAGCCCCCUGACGCUCUCGAGCGCCACCUUCGCCAAACUCUCCCCACACCCUUACCUCCUCGCCAACCUUCAGCCCCCGGACGCAUCCACGCCCUCCUCGCGCACCAACGGCCGGCAGCCGCGCCAGGCCCGCCAGCCCAACAUCAACACUUCCUCACUCUCGCACGCACACGGCAGCGCGGUAGUCCGGACAGGCGACACGACGGUUAUUUGCGGCGUACGCGGCGAGACGCUGCUCACAACCGAUAUACCCAACUACCGCGCGCCAGAUGUCGUCAACCCUACCAAAUCCGACGCCGUGGCAGAAGCAGACGAGCUGCGGGACUACGACCUCCUGGUGCCGAACAUCGAGCUCGCCACGGGAUGCGCGCCGAACUUCCUGCCCGGCGUGCCGCCCACGACGCUUGCGCAGACGCUGAGCACGCGCCUGUACUCGCUGCUGCACAGCUCGGGGCUUGUCGACGUGGAGGAUCUGCGCAUAUACCACGAUCGGCCGGAGAAGCAAGUCCCACGGCAUGGCGACAAGAUGGAGGAAGUUGAUGCCGACGAAGAGGAGGAAGACACGGCCGAGGUCAAGGCCUACUGGGUGCUCUACAUCGACGUGCUCUUCGUUUCCUUCGACGGCAACCCCUUCGACGCCGCCUGGGCCGCCGUGCUCGCCGCGCUGCGCGACACAAAACUUCCCCCCGCGGUUUGGGAUCCGGACCACGAGAUGGUGCUCUGUUCGCGGAAGGCGCCCUCCUCGCUGAAUAUAAGGGGUAUGCCCGUCGCAUGCACGGCGGCCGUGUUCACCGCCAAGGAGAAGCAGCAACGCAAAGGGGAGCAAGGUCAAUAUUGGAUUCUGGUGGACCCGGAUCGGUUCGAGGAGAGCCUCUGCGACGAGGCGCUGACGGUGGUGGUGGAUCGGACGCUGGGCGAGACGAAGGUACUGGGCAUCUCGAAGAGCGGAGGCACGACGGUUGGGCCGCAGCUGAUGUGGAAGUAUGUCACGGUGGCUGAGGAGAGAUGGCAGGAGUUCAAAAGUGCCCUAUGA